Messenger RNA from Ziziphus jujuba (common jujube), 1833 nucleotides. Its product is annotated as putative cysteine-rich receptor-like protein kinase 23. The record is from RefSeq and is a predicted model, not a curated record. Lineage: Eukaryota; Viridiplantae; Streptophyta; Magnoliopsida; Rosales; Rhamnaceae. The transcript has a single exon. The coding region runs from base 111 to 1640 and encodes 509 amino acids.
UCAUGGUUCAGUGCUGACACGAAUCCCUUUAAAUAUUAUCACUACCGUACCUACGGUUGUCAUAGAGUGAAGUGUUGAACCAAAAAAGGGAAAAUAAAUAAAUAAAUAAAAUGAGUUCCUCCAUACUACUAGGAGUUUUCUACGUUGUAGUUAUGUUCAUGCAGCUUCUACUCACUCCCACCAUUGGCGAAGAAGGCUGUUCAUCAAAAGCUGAAUACUGCUGGAAUUGUAUUUCCGAGGUCGAAAAUUACACUAGUACCACAACCUACAAAAACAACCUCAACAAUCUUCUGACCUCUAUCUCCUCAGGCACCCAAAACAGUUACGGAUUUUACAAUUUGUCGUUGGGAGAAAACUCCAACAAAGUCAACGUAAUUGCUAUGUGCAGAGGAGAGGUUACAGCGGUCGAUUGCAGGACUUGUCUGAAUGAUACCAGUUACAGGCUAUUGGAGCGUUGUCCUAACAGGAAAGAAGCAAUCAUUUGGGACGAAAGAUGCAUGGUUAGGUACUCCAACAACUCUAUAUUUUAUAAAAGGACAGAUGCCCCUCUAAAGGCAUUUUCGAGCCCAAAUGCAGCAGCCGAUCCAGAACAGUUCAAGCUGGUGCUGAAGCCCUUAUUAGAUGACCUAAAAAUUGAAGCUGCUUCAGGUAAUUCUAGUGACAAAUGUCCAUUCGGAAAUAAUACCAUCCCUAAUGCUGAAGGAAUAUUUGCACUUGUUCAGUGCACAUCGGAUUUGAACGUGGGCGAAUGUAACGGUUGCCUAGAUCACGCUAUCUUACAUAUUCCAGACUGUUGUGGUGGAAAACAAGGGGGACGAUUCCUUAAACCAAGCUGUAACCUUAGGUUUGAGUCAGGACCUUUCUACAAUGAGCCUAAGGGCAAUUCAACACAGGGAAGUGAUGGUAUUUGCUCCGAAGAUGUCAAAUAUUGUUGGAAAUGCACUGAAAAUGGCAACUCCAACACUAGUAACAUCUUCAAACAGAAACUGAACACCCUUGUCUUCUCCCAGCUCACUUCUAAUACAGAAACAGGUUACGGGUUUUACAACUCUUCAUUAGGAGAAAACUCGAAUAAAGUGAAUGGAAUUGCACUGUGUAGAGGAGAUAUUGAAAUGAAUAUCCGCCACAAAUGCAUCAACGAGUCGAGCCGCAGGCUGUUAGAAAAUUGUCCAAACAGGAUGGAACCGAUCAUAUGGGAAGAACUUUGCAUGGUUCGAUACUCAAACACGCCUAUAUUUUCAGUAAUGAAAGAUGAGCCAAUCGUGAAAGCUCCAAGCACGAAUAAAGCAUGGGAUCCAAAUAAGUUCAUGCUGGUGCUGAAACCUAUGCUGGAUGGUCUGACUAGUAAAGCUUCAUCAGGUGACUCCCAGAGGAAAUUUUCAACGGAAAACGGAACUGUUCCUGGAUAUGAAACAAUAUAUGCACUUACACAGUGCACUCCUGAUAUAAGCAAGCAAGGAUGCAGAGAUUGCCUCCAAAGGGCUACCUUAAUUCUUCCAGAAUGUUGUAAUGGAGUUCAAGGAGCUAAAAUUCUUAGACCCAGCUGUAGCUUAAGGUACGAGGUAUAUCCUUUCUACAAUUAUACUGCAGAUUCGCCAGCGGCUUCUCCACCUUUAAAAGGCAUUUAUGGAUCACUAUGAUUGAUGCCUAACACAAGUUAUUUUUAUUGCUUAGCUUUCUGUGACCCUUAACCCCUACGGCCCAUUUGAAAUACUGAGAUUGGAAUGGAUUAUAUUGGGCUUUUUGAAAUGUUGAAUAAUAUUGGACUAAAUAUGAAAUAGGCUGGAUUUGAAAUACUUUACCCAGUCAGUGUCGCAUCUCAAAUGAACAAGC